GAGACCCCAAUGAAACCCUCUCAGCCCCCAGGACGCCUCUCCAACCCCAACACCUACCCCCUGCCCAAACGGGUGCUACCCUUGACCAGCCACGAACUGGACAAACUCAGGGCGAAGCCCGUUCCUGGCCUGCCUCCUCACCCUCCCCACCCACCAGGGUUGCACCACCGAGCCUCUGGGGGUGGAGGUGGGGGGGAAGCCAAGGAUGGCCCAGCCAACUUUACAAACACCCUAACCAGGAAGAUCCAGCAUUCCCACAGACCCCAGACCCCCCACAACCCUGUGACCCCUAAACCCUCUAGGGGCAUGACCUUUAACCCUAGGGGUGGUAUGGGAAGGGACAACCCCCUGUCGCCCCCCUCUAUCCCCCCAUGCAGAGUCAGUGCCCCCAGCAGAAGAAAGGACUAUGGAGCGGCGCCGAGGGAAGACAUGAACAAGAAGCUCAAGGUAGAGAUUCUUUUGAGUUUGUUCUCUUUUCUCUGAUCACAUCCCUAUCAGGGUUGGGGUCAAUUCCCAUUCCAGUUCUCUUCAAUGCUUUUCAGUGGGGUGAAUUGGAAUUUGGUUUACUUUCUGAAUUGAAAUGGAGUUGACCCCGACCGUGAUCCCUACAUACUUUAUUUGCUGUAUCUAUCUACUUUCCAUUGACAUAGAAAUCUCACGGCAGCUUUACCUCAUGUCUAUCCACCACACUUAUAGGUUGGAUCCAGUGAUAUUGGGAGCUCUAGACCUCUGUUCCCUGCUGCCCAGACCCACAGGCUCUCUGUGCCCCCAACCGUUACCUCCAGACCGGGGCAGAGCAGCCAGCCGCAACUCUCCCCUUACAUGGACCCCCGGAGCCCGGAGAGCAGCCCAGCAGAGCGCAGGCACCACUUCUCCCAGAAGCUCUCGCAGUCUCUCCAGUCUAUCCGCCAGUACAAAGUAGGAGGAGACGGGAAGGAGAGUACAAUGAGGAAUGGUGGUCCACUGUCACCGACCACACGCAUCCCUGUCACUCCACAGCAGGUACACUACAUGACCAGAAGUAUGUGGACACCUGCUGGUCGAACAUCUCAUUCCAAAAUCAUGGGCUUUAAUAUGGAGUUGGUCACCCCUUGAAGGGAAAUAUUAACGCUACAGCCUACAAUGACAUUCUAGACGAUUCUGUGCUUCCAACUUUGUGGUAACAGUUUGGUGAAGGCCCUUUCCUGUUUCAGCAUGACAACCCCAUCGAACACCUUUGGGAUGAAUUGGAACGCUGACAGUGAGCCAGGCCAAAUCGCCCAACAUCAGUCCCCGACCUCACUAAUGCUCUCGUGGCUGAAUGGAAGCAACUCCCCGCAGCAAUGUUCCAACAUCUAGUGGAAAGCCUUCCCUGAAGAGUGGAGGCUGUUAUAGCAGCAAAGGGGGGACCAACUCCAUAUUAAUGCCAUGAUUUUGGAAUGAGAUGUUCAACGAGCUUUUUGCCAUGUAGUGUACUUCAUUGAUCCCGAAACUCCAUGUCCGGAGCAGAUACAAACAAAUAGACUAUAUUCUAAACUAAACUGUCUCACUCUCACCUCACACAGGCAAGUAAAUAAUGACAAUUCAAUGAUGUUGAUAUUUGGUUCUCUUCUGUUUCGGUCUUUCCACAGAGUCGUGGUUCCCUGGAUCACAGAGGAACCACACCCUCUAACGAGCGGUUCACUCCAGGUACAAAUUAGACCUACUAACUCUUAUGUAAAAAAACAAGCCCAUCAUAGACCUCCUAUUUUAGAUAACUGAACCCUAGUAAAUGUAGUCUAUAAACACAUCAAUAGGUUAACCAUCUCCAAAUGAUAUGUUUCAAUGUUGUUCUUUUUGUACAGUAACAAUGCUGAUGCAGACGUAGUAGUUUCUGAGGCCCCUUCUGCCAUUUGACUAAUGACUUGUUGAGAGUAGUAUACCAUGCAAAUUCAGGCUAACUUUGCAUGAAGUGCACCUGUUUGCUGUUAGAGUUUAUCUAGUGGGCCUCUCUGUAGCGUGUGCUAAAAGCCUUGAAAAUGUGGUUAUCACAAUUCAGACUUAACAAUUAAUGUCAUAUUUUGACAGCUUUGUAAAAACCCACAUACUCUCAUUCUCUAGUAUUUUACUUGUUGGACUUUACAUGAAAUAUUCUAUUUACUGUGAAUGUUGUUGUUGAUGAUGUUUUCUCCCAAAAGGAGGCACCAGAUCCCUGUCUCUGAAGAGACUCAGACACCCAGACUUGGAGGGGAGAAACAGAGGAAUAGCAGAGUACAUGGCUAAUAAGAGACUGCGUCCAGAGGACUAUAUCCCAAGCCCUAUCAGUACCAGUCACCCAUCCUAUGGAACAGCCAGGUGAGUGGGGCAGAGGGGUAGACAUUUAAUUUAAUGCAACUUUAUUUGUCCCCUUCGGGCAAUUACUAUUAGGGCUAACUUUGUAUGACGUGUAGUUGCUGGAUAUUACUACAGAAAUACGGACAAUGGAGUAAGCUAACCUUAUCGUUUGUCUUGUGAUCGUAUAUAUAAUUGCGCUAACUAAGCUCAUAAGGCAUUUAGAAGUUAUAUUCUACAAGAAUCAAUGAAUACAAUAUCAAUUGAAAUAACCAUUGAAAAGCCAGAAAUCUUACUGAUUGUGAUCUCUGUAAAGCCUGGUUUGUGAUGGCUAAAUGCUCUGUUGUGAAUACAUUUGAUUUAAUUUGACCCCGUACUCCUAGUUCUAAGAUGUCCCCCAGCCCCAACCCAUCCUACCUGAAGAAAGUCUUCAUGAAGAACAGUCUGAGCUCAAGUCCUACUCUAAGGUUGAAGGAGAGACUCACCCCUAAGAAGACAGAGGAAGGGAUGGAGAGUGGGAGUAGGACUGUCCCUACCUAUCCACUCUCCACACCCAAGCCUGCGAGGCAGCGCUGCACCGGCCAUGGACAGACGCCAUGCUGCAAUAGUGUGAGGGAGAACGGCAACCCUCAGGCUGGAUACAGGAGAAUUGAUCACCAAUCUGGCAACACUCAAUCUUUUUACAGUGGUAGUAAUCCCCAAACUGGCAACCACUACAGCCAAUCUGGCAACCCAGCCAACCUGCCAGUCACAAUCCCUAGUAGAGGAGAAUGCAGCAGAGAUAAAGAGGCCAGAGAGCGAGAGAGUAGAGGAGGAGAACCGACAGGUCGCCCCGACGGGAGAACUCCCAAAACUUCCUCGAAGUCUCAGAGCUCGGACUCGAGCUGCCCUAGUUUUCGGCGCCGUCACGCAUUGGAAAAGAACCGACACGUCUCUGUCCCCCGGAGAACGAGUGCCUUGCCAGAUGACCUGAAUGACCUUUUCACCCCUGACCCCAUAACCUCUAGCCCAUCUAGAGCAGCGAUGACCUUUUCCCCCAGUCCCCAGAGAGGAGACGGUUCGCCCUCUGUACACAACAAGGUUCCUCUGUCUGUUGUGUUGGCUACUGUCAGUAGUGCUACUAUGGGACCGGGGUCCCCCUCUUUAACAAGCCCAAGAGAAAUCCCCCCAAAAUCCCUCUCACAGCGAAUGCUGUGUCCCAAGAUCUCUCCCUGUACGGACACUGCAAUGGACCCCUGUAAGCUACUCCUGGACCCCAAAAUCUACUCCUCCUUUGUAAGGCUGGAGAUGGGCAGGAAUGACUUGACUAAACUAGAGACUGGCUUGUAUAGAGCCAUCACCAGCACUCCUUCUUCCUCAGGGAAGCCCUUGUCCUGUAAGGAGGAGUCUGUUAAGAUGGAGGAUGUCGCCUCAGGACUGAAAACGAGAUCUCCUGGUAUUGCUUUAGCAGGGUUGGAGUCACCUAUGGAUGAGGAUGAGAAUUCCUACCUCAAGACUGAGUCCUCCGUCCUGAAAACUAUCCCCCUCUCAGCCUCUGCAAAGUCCUCAUCCUCGUGUAAUGACAAGUCGUUUAGCAUGGAGACGGCAGACCUCAAAAUCAGUCCCACCUCACCCCUGGACCAACAUGGACAAGGAAAGGAGGGUGAAGAGAGGAAGGAAGGAGACCAGAAGUUCCAUAAGAGUUUAUUGUUUUUUGAGGAAGGAGAAGAAAGAAGCAAGAAGGAAAAUUCCCAGAAGAGUCUGCCAUUUCUGGAGGAGGACCCUCUGGAUGUGGAGCUGGGCCUAGGCCUCGACCUGAGCCUGGGGCUAGAGUUGGCGCUAUCCCAGACCAGCAGCAGCAGUGACGAGGACCAGCUGCCGUCCCUGCAGCAGAUCCUGGACCUUACCGCCCGGCCCCCAGACACCCCAGAAAAAGGAACCUUCCCUGCUCCCAGCAGCCCCGUUGGGCUCCGACACCACAGCCAGCCAGUAAGAGGCUACUAAAAUGUUUUAUUUACUUAUUGUAAUUUUCCAGUUUUGAUGUAGGCCUAAAUAUGAUCCAGAAGCCACUAUAACCAGUCUGUAAGCAGCAACUUUCUAUACUGUCAUUUAUAUGGUUUGGUUGUAUUUGGUUGUAACUUACUGUAGAAGGUUAGAAAAGUUCAAAUGACUAAUUUUGAAAUGCCGUAAAAUAGUGGACUACAAAUCCCAAGUCGUCACUAACAAUGCUACGGUGUUUGGUACAGUGUUUUACACUAGUAUGACCUCAGUCUAAAUGGGUGUUCUCUCUGGCAGCCUUCGUCAUCUAAAGCCAAACCCACGAGUUACAGGAACAACCUGGAUGAGAUGCUGAAGGAAAAGGAGACCAUUCAAAGGUAUUGCUUUAUCAUAAGUGACAUUAUAGUGCUAUUUUCUCCAUGUGGGUCUUGGAGAUGGAGAAAUUGCUUUAAAAUGACAACGUGCCAUUGUUGUGAGAUGACACAUUGCUGUUAAACGUUCUGUCCUUGUUGUUUUCCCCCAAGGUCUAAGGUGAUGGAGAGGUCUGCAUUACUUAAACGAGUUCUAUAUCAUAUUGUAUGAGUACUAUGUCACAACACUGUUGUGGUUAUUCCCCCCAGGUCUAAGGUGAUGGAGAGGUCUCUGCAUUGCUUAACCCCCUAGAGUUGAUUAACGCAGUUUAAGAUAGAGAUAUCUGUUUUCUUGCAUUGGUUGCAUCUCAACCAUCGCUCAUCGCAUCUGCCGUGGAAGGUGGCAGAGCUAGAGGGGUGUUGUGAUGUCGAAGAAGUCAGGCGCAGGAGGGUAAAUCACAGAAUAACAGGCUUUAUUCCGCAAAUCCAGCGUUAUGCAGUAAUGUGUCCAAAAAUACUCCAGUGCGCAAAACAGGCGCACUGGAAAAUACAAGGCACACAGGGAAUUAUCCCGGCGAUACAAAAUACACGGAGCUCCGCCGAGCUUAACUAUCCUCCACAAUAAACAAUCACACACAAAGACAAGGGGGCAGAGGGAACACUUAUACAGGUACUGAUGAGGGGAUAUGAAACAGGUGUGUGUGAACAACAAGACAAAGCCAAUGGAAUGAUGAGAUGAGGAGCGGCAGUGGCUAGAAGGCCGGUGACGACGGCCACCGAAGCCUGCCCGAACAAGGAGAGGAGGCAGCUUUGGAGGAAGUCGUGACAGGUGUUUGUCAGACCAUGAGACAUCCCGCAAAUCGGUCUUCUCACGAAAACGUCUGUAGCGUCUGAACGGUUUGACCUAAAAAACUAUUAUGACUAUGGAAAGGGGAGACUCUCACGAACACGAUGGUGGUAUCCGUUUAGCUUUGUGUCAGGGGACUCGUCUGAAGUCGGUACAGUCGAUGUGCCUACUUCUGUUUGUAGAGUACGAACCAUUUGGGCUACAAACUAAUCCUGUACCGUUUAAAAUAAUGAAUGGAAGGAUGAAUGUAGUUUUGUGCCUACGCAAAAAAGGGUUAAAUAUGUGUAAAGAAAUAUCUUUUACAUUUUAGUCAUUUAGCAGACGCUCUUAUCCAGAGCGACUUACAGUUAGUGAGUGCAUACAUUUAUUUUUAUUUUUUUCAUACUGGCCCCCCCGUGGGAAUCGAACCCACAACCCUGGCGUUGCAAACGCCAUGCUCUACCAACUGAGCUACAUCCCUGCCGGCCAUUCCCUCCCCUACCCUGGACGACGCUGGGCCAAUUGUGCGCCGCCCCAGCUCUGGAAAAAAUUAAGAGACCACUGCAAAUGUUUCUUAAAUCAGCAUCUCUACAUGUAUGACAGCCAUUCCAUUCCAGUGUCUGUUGAAUUCCACCAACACAGGCACACCUCAUUCUACUGAAUUAGGUACUGAUUAGAUGAUCACCUGAACCAAAUCUUAUUUAACGAGGAAAAGUAUAAAAACCACUGCUGUGGUCAUCACUAUCCUCUUGCAAUAGGACCAGCUGGAUGGCAAAACAGUGCUAAUAGUACCUCCAAAAGUAAUAUUAAUUAAAAAAAUAACUAUUGACCAUGCCAAAAGAGUUGAAAAUGAAAGUUUUGAGUGAGGAAAAGAACGAUUCAAUUCUGGCUUUACUGGCAGAGGGAUAAAGUGAGCGUCAGGUUGCUUCCAUCCUUAAAAUUUCAAAGAGGGCAGUUCAUAAGAACAAGGUCAAGCAGCAGACAUUGGGGACAACAAAGCUACACACUCUACUGACCGGGAUGACCGCCAACUCAUUCGAAUGUCACUCAACAACCGUAGGAUGACAUCAAGUGACCUACAAAACUAAUGGCAAAUGGCAGCUGGGGUGAAGUGCACGGCGAGGACAGCUCGAAACAGGCUCCUAGGGGCAGGGCUGAAGUCGUGCAAAGCUAGAAAAAAGCCCUUCAUCAAUGAGAAGCAAAGAAGAGCCAGGCUGAGGUUUGCAAAAGACCAUAAGGAUUGGACCAUAGAGGACUGGAGUAAGGUCAUCUUCUCUGAUGAGUCCAAUUUUCAGCUUUGCCCAACACCUGGUCGUCUAAUGGUUAGACGGAGACCUGGAGAGGCCUACAAGCCACAGUGUCUCGCACCCACUAUGAAAUUUGGUGGAGGAUCGGUGAUGAUCUGGGGGUCCUUCAGCAAGGCUGGAAUCGGGCAGAUUUGUCUUUGUGAAGGACGCAUGAAUCAAGCCACGUACAAGGUUGUCCUGGAAGAAAACUUGCUUCCUGUUGCUCUGACAUUGUUCCCCAACUCUGAGGAUUGGUUUUUCCAGCAGGACAAUGUGCCAAGCCACACAGCCAGGUCAAUCAAAGUGUGGAUGGAGGACCACCAGAUCAAGACCCUGUCAUGGACAGCCCAAUCUCCAGACCUGAACCCCAUUGAAAACUUCUGGAAUGUGAUCAAGAGGAAGAUAAAUGGUCACAAGCCAUCAAACAAAGCCGAGCUGCUUGAAUUUUUGCGCCAGGAGUGGCAUAAAGUAACCAACAUCAAUGUGAAAGACUGGUGGAGAGCAUGCCAAGACGCAUGAAAUCUGUGAUUGAAAAUCAGGGUUAUUCCACCAUAUAUUGAUUUCUGAACUGUUAAAACAUUAGUAUUGUGUUGUUUAAAAAUGAACAUGAACUUAUUUUCUUUGCACUAUUCGAGGUCUAACAACACUGCAUAUUUUUUGUUAUUUUGACCAGUUUCCAUUUUCUGCAAAUAAAUGCUCUAAAUGACAAUAUUUUUAUUUGGAAUUUGGGAGAAAUGUUGUCAGUAGUUUAUAGAAUAAAAAAAAAAUGUUAAUUUCACCCAAACACAUACCUAUAAAUAGUAAAACCAGAGAAACGUAUAUUUUUGUAGUGGUCUCUUUAUUUUUCCAGAGCUAUAUAUAUAUAUAUAUAUAUAUAUAUAUAUAUAUUACACAGUGAGGGGAAAAAAGUAUUUGAUCCCCUGCUGAUUUUGUAUGUUUGCCCACUGACAAAUGGGCAAACAUACAAUGGUAAGUUUAUUUGAACAGUGAGAGACAGAAUAACAACAAAAAAAUCCAGAAAAACACAUGUCAAAAAUGUUAUAAAUUGAUUUGCAUUUUAAUGAGGGAAAUAAGUAUUUGACCCCCUCUCAAUCAGAAAGAUUGCUGGCUCCCAGGUGUCUUUUAUACAGGUAACGAGCUGAGAUUAGGAGCACACUCUUAAAGGGAGUGCUCCUAAUCUCAGUUUGUUACCUGUAUAAAAGACACCUGUCCACAGAAGCAAUCAAUCAAUCAGAUUCCAAACUCUCCACCAUGGCCAAGACCAAAGAGCUCUCCAAGGAUGUCAGGGACAGGAUUGUAAACCUACACAAGGCUGGAAUGGGCUACAAGACCAUCGCCAAGCAGCUUGGUGAGAAGGUGACAACAGUUGGUGCGAUUAUUCGCAAAUGGAAGAAACACAAAAGAACUGUCAAUCUCCCUCGGCCUGGGGCUCCAUGCAAGAUCUCACCUCGUGGAGUUGCAAUGAUCAUGAGAACGGUGAGGAAUCAGCCCAGAACUACACGGGAGGAUCUUGUCAAUGAUCUCAAGGCAGCUGGGACCAUAGUCACAAAGAAAACAAUUGGUAACACACUACGCCGUGAAGGACUGAAAUCGUGCAGCAACCGAAAGGUCCCCCUGCUCAAGAAAGCACAUAUACAGGCCCGUCUGAAGUUUGCCGAUGAACAUCUGAAUGAUUCAGAGGAGAACUGGGUGAAAGUGUUGUGGUCAGAUGAGACCCAAUUCGAGCUCUUUGUCAUCAACUCAAUUCGCCGUGUUUGGAGGAGGAGGAAUGCUGCCUAUGACCCCAAGAACACCAUCCCCACCGUCAAACAUGGAGGUGGAAACAUUAUGCUUUGGGGGUGUUUUUCUGCUAAGGUGACAGGACAACUUCACCGCAUCAAAGGGACGAUGGACGGAGCCAUGUACCGUCAAAUCUUGGGUGAGAACCUCCUUCCCUCAGCCAGGGCAUUGAAAAUGGGUCGUGGAUGGGUAUUCCAGCAUGACAAUGACCCAAAACACAAGGCAACAAAGGAGUUGCUCAAGAAGAAGCACAUUAAGGUCCUGGAGUGGCCUAGCCAGUCUCCAGACCUUAAUCCCAUAGAAAAUCCGUGGAGGGAGCUGAAGGUUCGAGUUGCCAAACGUAAGCCUCGAAACCUUAAUGACUCGGAGAAGAUCUGCAAAGAGGAGUGGGACAAAAUCCCUCCUGAGAUGUGUGCAAACCUGGUGGCCAACUACAAGAAACAUCUGACCUCUGUGAUUGCCAAAAAGGGUUUUGCCACCAAGUACUAAGUCAUGUUUUGCAUAGGGGUCAAAUACUUAUUUCCCUCAUUAAAAUGCAAAUCAAUUUAUAACAUUUUUGACAUGCAUUUUUCUGGAUUUUUUGGUUGUUAUUCUGUCUCUCACUGUUCAAAUAAACCUACCAUUAAAAUUAUAGACUGAUCAUGUCUUUGUCAGUGGGCAAACGUACAAAAUCAGCAGGGGAUCAAAUACUUUUUUCCCUCACUGUAUAUAGAUAUAUUUCCUGAGCUACCAUAUCUCCUAGAUAUGAUAUAUUCUUUGACUGUCUUGUUUGUCAUUUAUGAAUGUGUAAUUCAAUGCGUUUUCUCUGGGCCAUAGUAGUAAAGGCCGAAUUCAAUAUUUUAUCAAAUAUUUUGCUGUUGUUUUGUUACCCAAAGGGGUCCUAAAAUUCCAAAUCAAAUAGCUAAAUGAGCCAUAGUAUGACCAUCUUAAAACAAUCCCCCCCCCCCCCCCCCCCCCCACGGCUUAGACUUUUAAGUAUUAGAAGUGUUCUAUUUCAUAUCAUAUGAGUACUAUGUCAUAACAAUGUGUGCUAUGUCGUGGUUAUUCCCCCCAGGUCUAAGGAGAUGGAGGCCAAGCUGCGUCUCUCCUGUAAGGAGAACCUGCUGAGACUGGCGGAGGAGGAGGAGGAGGAGGAGAACAUAGAGGCAAUCUCCCAGCAGCAAAAGUAACUACACACACACACGCUUAAAACACACAUACAUACAUACAUACAUACAUGCAUGCAUACAUACAUACAUACAUACAUACAUACAGUGCAUUCGGAAAGUAUUCAGACCUAAAAUGGAUUAAAUAGUUCAUUUUCCUCAUCAAUCUACACGCAAUACCCCAUAAUGACAAAGCAAAAACAUGUUUUUAGACAUUUUUGCAAAGUACUUUGUUGAAGCACCUUUGGCAGCGAUUACAGCCCCAAGUCUUCUUGGGUAUGACGCUACAAGCUUGGCACACCUGUAGUUGGGGAGUUUCUCCCAUUCUUCUCUGCAGAUCCUCUCAAGCUCUGUCAGGUUGGAUGGGGAGCGUCGCUGCACAGCUAUUUUCAGGACUCCAGAGAUGUUUGAUCGGGUUCAAUCUGGCCUCUGGCUGGGCCACUCAAGGACAUUCAGAGACUUGUCCCGAAGCCACUCCUGCGUUGUCUUGGCUGUGUGCUUAGGGUUCCCCAGUCUGAGGUCCUGAGCGCUCUUCAUCAAGGAUCUCCCUGUACUUUGCUCCAUUCAUCUUUCCCUCGACCCUGACUAGUCUCCCAGACCCUGCCGCUGAAAAACAUCCCCACAGCAUGAUGCUGCCACCACCAUGCUUCACCGUAGGGAUGGUGCCAGGUUUCCUCCAGAUGUGACGCUUGGCAUUCAGGCCAAAGAGUUCAAUCUUGGUUUCGUCAGACCAGAGAAUCUUGUUUCUCAUGGUCUGAGAGUCCUUUAGGUGCCUUUUGGCAAACUCCAAGCGGGCUGUCAUGUGCCUUUUACUGAGGAGUGGCUUCCGUCUGGCCACUCUACCAUAAAGGCUUGAUUGGUGGAGUGCUGCAGAGAUGGUUGUUCUUCUGGAAGGUUCUCCCAUCUGCACAGAGGAACUCAGGAGCUCUGUCAGAGUGACCAUCGGGUUCUUGGUCACCUCCCUGACCAAGGCCCUUCUCCCCUGAUUGCUCAGUUUAGCCGGGCGGACAGCUCUAGGAAGAAUCUAGGUGGUUCCAAAUUCUUCCAUUUAAGAAUGAUGGAGGCCAAUGUGUUCUUGGGGACCUUCAAUGCUGCAGAAAGUUGUUGGGUACCCUUCCCCAGAUCUGUGCCUCGACACAAUCCUGUCUUGGAGCUCUACGGACAAUUCCUUCGACCUCAUGGCUUGGUUUUUGCUCUGACAUGGACUGUCAACUGUGGGACCUUAUAUAGACAGGUGUGUGCCUUUCCACAUCAUGUCCAAUCAAUUGAAUUUACCACAGGUAAAUGAUGUAGAAACAUCUCAAGAAUGAUCAAUGGAAACAGGAUGCACCUGCGCUCAAUUUUGAGUCUCAUAGCAAAGGGUCUGAAUACUUAUGUAAAUAAGGUAUUUCUGUUUUUAUUUUUAAUAAAUUUGUAAAAAUGUCUAAAAAUCUGUUUUCGCUUUGUCAUUAUGGGGUAUUGUAUGUAGAUUGAUGAGGAUAUAUAUAUAUAUAUUUUUUUACAUCCAUUUUAGAAUAAGGCUGUAUUGUAACAAAAAGUGGAAAAAGUCAAGGGGUCUGAAUACUUUCCUAAUGCACUGUACAUACUUAAUGUACAUACACAAAAGAGGAGAGCACAUAAAACAUAGAGGAGGCCAGGUAGCCUAGCGGUUAAGCGCGAAAGGUCGCUGGUUCGAAUCCCUGAGCCGACAAGGUGGAAAAACCUGCCGUUCUGCCCCAAGGUACUUAAUCCCCAACAACAACCGCUUCCCAGGCGCCGAAGAUGUCGAUUUAAGGCGGAUAACUGCAGAAGAUUCAUUUCGGUUUAACUGUCUAGGUACCCCCAACUGUCUAGGUACCCCCUUUUCCUUUCUCCCAGGAGCAGUGGUAACUACACACACACACAUGAGGAGGACUAAUAACCACAAUCCCACACUUCCAUGUGUGUAUCUCUUGUCAACCCCAGGGAGUUCCUGCAGCGUUUCUCAGUGUUGUCUAGUGCCAUCCAGGACCUGCACUCCGGCGAAGCGGUGUUCAGCCUGGACAACUUUGGCCGUCUCUUCAGCCAACACACACUGCAGCUGAGACACUGUAACGUCACCCCGUGUGACACCACACAGAAAACAAUCCUCUGGUAAGGUGUGUGUGUGUAUCUGUGAGAGAGUGAAAAGACUGAGAGGAAAUGUUCAGUUCUCUCCUCUCUUGCCCCCAUCACCCCAUCUCUCAAAAAAAUGUCCUCUCCCUCCAUUCUCUCGUUCCCUCUGUGUAUCUCAGGUCAUCUCCAGACCAGUUCAGGACCCAGGUCAGUUCCCAGCUGUUCCAGAGAGCCUACCGCUCCUCCCCCUGCCCUCCCCAGGUGGCCCGCUGGCUCUUCCAGGUACUACUCUACACCCCCUUUUACCUCUUCCUUGCGCUAGACAAAUCAAAUUGAUUUGUUUGUAUAAUUACUUAAAUGUAAAUGAUUGAUCAGUGGAUUGAUGUCUCCUCUCUCUUGCUCGCUCUCUCUCUGGUGGUUUGGUGGUACGCAAUUCGUUUUUUUGGGGGGGCGGGGGGGGGGGGGUUUAAUCAAAUGAGGAUGGCUCAUUAAAGACAGACAAAAAGUCAGCCUCUCUCUCUCCCUCCUGUAGAUGAUGUCAGUCCACUCAGACAAGCUGACCUGUCAUCAGGUCCUUAAGGCCCUUGGAGAUAUUGCCUGCUCUGCUGCUGAACACAUGGUGCUGAAUAAGAGUGAGAGGUAUGAGGUUUGGGUGCCCAGUGUUGGAGACGUGACCCUGGUCUUCAUGAACAUGGGGGUUCCCUUUGUCACACUGUUCCCCCUGGAGAACCUACAACCCCCCUUCACUGAGGGAGACCUGAUGUAAGUCUGUGUGUGUGUCUGUGUGUCAAUAACAACUUUGUUCAUACAAUUUUUAUGAUAGACGGUAAUAACUACGUGUGUGUGUGUGUGUGUGUGUGUGUGUGUGUGUGUGUGUGUGUGUGUGUGUGUGUGUGUGUGUGUAGAGAGGGCAUCCAGAUCAGCACAGAGAGCCUGUCCAGUAAGAAGCUCAGAACUUUCCCUGAACACAACUUUGACAACGUCAUCAAGUACAUGUGUCAUUGUACGUCGUUGUGCCCGCGGGCCUACAGUGACAGAGACCUGCUGUUACUCCUGACGGUGGUGAGCAGAGUGGGCCUGGACACGCAGCUCACCCUCCAGCCCACCGAGCACCUCCGCUCCCUACUGCACAACCUGGUCAACAGCAUCAGGGACUUGGACAGCAUGGUCAGUCAGUCAACCUUUUUAUUUCUUUCUUCUUCUGUGGCUUCUGAGUGGUGCCGUAGUAACACGUGUACACGUGCAACCACAAUGGUUGUGGGUUCAAUCCCCGCCUCAGCCUUUCUAACUUAAUCUUAUACUUGCUUGUCUCCCCCAUCCACUUAUUCGCUGUCUAAAUAAACCCAGGGCUAAAUAAUCCCAGCCUCCUUAGCCCGGGGCUAAGGGAGUGUUCACACUUGCACAUUCUAAAGUGGGCUAGCGCCAACCUUAGCCCAGGGCUAGCUGGCCCUGCUCCGGAGCAGGGUUAGCACCGAACUCUCUUGUUUACCUGUCCGGGUCGACAGGGAGAGAUUAUUUCACAGAAAAUAAUAAUGUUCCAUGAGUUUUGUCAAAGUUUCGAGUGACGAAACGUAGCUAGCUAAUGUCAACUAACAACUCUCAUGUCUUGUUGUGCGCAACAGCGGAACCAUUGCUAUGGAUACUCAAACACACAGCACAGGGAGUGGGGGACAGACCAAGACAAACAGCUAUAGAUAGGAGGAAGUUACUGUAUUUCUGAUUUCGGGUUCGGCCGCACCUUUAACUUUGGCAGAAGCAAUCGGGCCAGAGUAGGGCCUGAAUGUUGCGGGCAUGGGCAGGGCAGGACUCUAGAUAGAAUGUAACAUUGAACGCAUGUCAGAAAUAGGAUGUACUUGUCGCAUGUUGUGUUUGUACGUUAGCCCAGGUCUUUGGAAUGCAAGUGUGAAUCCUUGGCACAGGGUUAACAAAUGCUUGUGUUAAUGUGGGAUUAGCUAGCCCAGGGCCAGUCUUAGCCAGGGGCAUUGUGAAAUGCAGUGUGAAAAGGCCUUGAAAGGGGAAAUUCCACCACUUUUCGACCUCGUAUUCAUGAUCUCUGGUACCAUACCAGUGUCUACAUACAGUACGUGAAAAUGGCACAUUUCUACAUUUUGUAGUAAAAAAAUAUAAAGUUAAAAAGUGCAAUUGGUGUAAUCUAAAGUAAAAACAUUUUAACUCGUGGUGACACCGGGAGCAUGGGAAUGCCCUCCCCCUGGCUAGAAACUCAUUGCAGGUUUUGACAUUGAAUUAGGAAUUACAAUAGUAAUUUAAUAGGAUCUCUAUGGGUUUUUCAAAUCACUUUUUAUUUUUUAUUUUUUUCUCCUACUCUAUAAUGUCUUAGAUUAUGACUUUUUUUAGGACCUUCUUAUCUUUUUAACUACAGAAUGUAGACAUGCACCAUUUUUACAUACACUGAGCCCCAAAAGUAUUGGGGCAGUGACACAUUGUUUGUUGUUUUGGCUCUGUACUCUAGCACUUUGGAUGAUACAAAGUUAAAGUGCAGACUGUCAGCAUUAAUUUGAAGGUAUUAUCAUUCAUAUCGUAUUAUCAUUGUGGUCCUUUGUAGCUCAAUUGGUAGAGCAUGGCGCUUGUAACGCCAGGGUAGUGGGUUCGAUCCCCGGGACCACCCAUACAUAAAAAUGUAUGCACGCAUGACUUUAAGUCGCUUUGGAUAAAAGCGUCUGCUAAAUGGCAUAUUAUUUAUUAUUAUUAUAUCGGAUGAACCGUUUAGAAAUUACAGCACUUUUUGUACAUAGUCCCCCCAUUUUAGGGGACCAAAAGUAUUGGGACAAAUUCACUUGUGUAUUAAAGUAGUCAAAAGUGUAAUAUUUGGUCCCAUAUUCCUAGCACACAAUGAUUUACAUCAAGCUUGACUCUACAAACUUGUUGAAUGCAUUUGCUGUUUGUUUUGAUUGUUUUUGAGAUUACUUUGUGCCCAAUAGAAAUUAAUGAGAUAUAAUGUAUUGUGCAUUUUGGAGUCACUUGCUAACCUCUCACCAUUACAAGAACAGGGGAAGUUAGCAUUUUUUAGGGGGAUGAUAUUUGUGCAUCUGUAACUUUGUAUCAUUUCAAAUCCAAAGUGCUGGAGUACAGAGCCAAAAUCACAAAAAAUGUGUCACUAACCACGUUUUUAUCCAAUUACCUGCCGCAUUAACAAAAGUCACGACCGUGCGGAUGGAAACAUAAAUGCCGACAGACAAUUAGUUUGUUCCACAUGGUGGAAUCUUUUUGUGUCUGUAAAUUAAAUUAUGCGAGAAAUGGCAGUGGAAUGCUUUUAUGAACAAAUAUUAAUAUAAUAACCAUCAUAUCGAAGUAAAUUUGGAGUCAUCCGAGUCUCCCACUCCGACUCGGGAAAGCAUACAGUUUAUUAGGCUACAGAUUAAAUAAGUGAUGAUGAACUUCACAGGGUGGUGAAUUUGCAAGGUGAUGAGCUUGAUGCUUCUGUCCAAUAAAUAUUUUGGGUAUUUUUCUGGUGACAUGAUGAUCAAUGCUUUGCUGCCAUUUGACAAAUAGAAAUAAUAUCACUCUUAUCCAUAAUAAUCUCAUAAUGUAGGUAGCCUACCCACACUGUAUCUGCGAGAUGUUGGUUAAAGUGCACGUGUCAAGACCAGAGUGGGCACAUUUGAAAUAUAACGCAACAGUUUUUGUGACAAAACCAUCAGUAGAGUUGAAAAUGAUGGAAACCCAUUUACAGUUGAAGUCGGAAGUUUACAUACACUUAAGUUGGAGUCAUUAAAACUCAUUUUUCAACCUCUCCACAAAUUUCUUGUUAACAAACUAUAGUUUUGGCAAGUCGGUUAGGACAUCUACUUUGUGCAUGACACAAGUAAUUUUUCCAACAAUUGUUUACAGACAGAUUAUUUAAUUUAUAAUUCACUGUAUCACAAUUCCAGUGGGUCAGAGGUUUACAUACACUAAGUUGACUGUGCCUUUAAACAGCUUGGAUGAUGUCAUGGCUUUAGAAGCUUCUGAUAGGCUAAUUGACAUCAUUUGAGUCAAUUGGAGGUGUACCUGUGGAGGUAUUUUAAGGCCUACCUUCAAACUUACUUGACAUCAUGGGAAAAUCAAAAGAAAUCAGCCAAGACCUCAGAUUUUUUUUUUUUGCCCUCCACAAGUCUGGUUCAUCAUUGGGAGCAAUUUCCAAACGCCUGAAGGUACCACGUUCAUCUGUACAAAAAAUAGUACGCAAGUAUAAACACCAUGGGACCACGCAGCCGUCAUACUGCUCAGGAAGGAGACGCGUUCUGUCUCCUAGAGAUGAAUGUACGUUGGUGCGAAAAGUGCAAAUCAAUCCCAGAACAACAGCAAAGGACCUUGUGAAGAUGCUGGAGGAAACAGGUACAAAAGUAUCUAUAUCCACAGUAAAACGAGGCCUAUAUCGACAUAACCUGAAAGGCCGUUCAGCACGGAAGAAGCCGCUGCUCCAAAACCGCCAUAAAAAAGCCUGACUACGGUUUGCAACUGCACAUGGGGACAAAGUUCGUACUUUUUGGAGAAAUGUCCUCUGGUCUGAUGAAACAAAAAUAGAACUGUUUGGCCAUAAUGACCAUCGUUAUGUUUGGAGGAAAAAGGGGGUUGCUUGCAAGCCGAAGAACACAAUCCCAACCGUGAAGCACGGGAGUGGCAGCAUCAUGCUGUGGGGGUGCUUUGUUGCAGAAGGGACUGGUGCACUUCACAAAAUAGAUGGCAUCAUAAAGAAGGAAAAUUAUGUGGAUAUAUUGAACCAGCAUCUCAAGACAUCAGUCAGGAAGAUAAAGCUUGGUUGCAAAUGGGUCUUCCAAAUGGACAAUGACCCCAAGCAUACUUCCAAAGUUGUGGCAAAAUGGCUUAAGGACAACAAAGUCAAGGUAUUGGAGUGGCCAUCACAAAGCCCUGACCUCGAUCCUAUAGAAAAUGUGUGGGCAGAACUGAAAAAGCGUGUGCGAGCAAGGAGGCCUACAAACCUGACUCAGUUACACCAGCUCUGUCAGGAGGAAUUGGCCAAGAUUCACCCAACUUAUUGUGGGAAGCUUGUGGAAGGCUACCUGAAACGUUUGACCCAUGUUAAACAAUUUAAAGGCAAUGCUACCAAAUACUAAUUGAGUGUAAACUUGUGACCCACUGGGAAUGUGAUGAAAGAAAUAAUUCUCUCUACUAUUAUUCUGACAUUUCACAUUCUUAAAAUAAAGUGGUGAUCCUAACUGACGUUGUGAAAAACCGAGUUUAAAUGUAUUUGGCUAAGGUGUAUAUAAACUUCCGACUUCAACUGUAUUUAAAUAUUAUUUUUUGUUACUUUUUACCCCUUUUUUCUCCCCAAUUUCAUGAUAUCCAAUUGGUAGUUACGGUCUUGCCCCAUCGCUGCAACUCCCGUACGGACUGGGGAGAGGUGAAGGUCGAGAGCCAUGUGUCCUCCGAAACACCACCCUGCCAAGCCGCACUGCUUCUGACACACUGCUCGCUUAACCCAGAAGCCAGCCGCACCAACGUGUGGGAGGAAACACCGUACAACUGGCGACCGUGUCAGCGUGCAUGCGCCACAGGAGUUGCUAGAGGACAAGGAAGUCCCAGCUGGCCAAACCCUCCCCUAACCCGGAUGACGCUGGGCCAAUUGUGCGCCGCCUCAUGGGUCCCCCGGUCGCGUCCGGCUGCGACACAGCCCGGGAUCAAAACCUUGUCUGUAGUGACGCCUCUAGCACUGCGAUGCAGUGCCUUAGACCGCUGCACCACUCGGGAGGCCCUAUGGAAACCCAUUUAACUUGUAUUUUUCAUUCGGUACAUCGAAUUUAAAGGCAAAAGUUAUUUUUAUGUGCACUACGUCAUCGUGCACAGCCUUUUAUCCGCAAAAGGUCAGUUUGAUGGAAACAUCUCUGGUGGAAAAUGCGCAUAUUGUUCUAUACAGAUUUUUGAAUAUUCACAUGAAAAUCUGUCACAAAUUGGAUGGAAACCUAUCUACUGUCCCAAAACCUUUGGAGCUCACUGUAUGUAGACACUGGUAUGGUUCUGGAGAUGAAUGAAUGAAUGUCACCAUUUCUUUCUUUUGCUUUUUUGAAGUUUCUUUAUUUCCUUUGCUAGGUAAACUCAUCUCACUGUUUUGUGUGUGUGUGUGUGUGUUUCGCCUGUCUGAUUGUUGAUGUUGAUCCAUCUCCUGUCCUGUCCUGUAGCUGCCCAGGAUCUGCAUGUCGCUGGUCGACCUGACUGAGGACCACCACAACCUGCGCUGGCUGGUCGAGCUCCUGCCAGACAGCAUGCGUGGCAAGCAACUCAGGAGACACAUCAGUGUGUCGGCCAUCUCCAAGCUACUGAACAAGAAAUGCACUUACAUUCCCUCCAACACAGAGUUCCAGCUGUCAGACCUGCGUCCCUACCUCUCCAGAAUGCGGCCCUCCUCACUCCUCCGGGGCCUGGCCACCUCCUGCUCCAGGAGGAGUCCCCACCCACACAGAGAGCGGGAGGGGGAGGAAGAAGAGGAGGACUGUGCCUCCCUGGACCAGCAGGUCAACAAAGGUUUAUUUACCAGGGUAUAUAAGGGUCAUUUUGCAACGGAAAACAUUUUGCAACAAAACGGAAAUGUCUUAUUAGACAAGAGUAGCAACUAGUCCCUCCCAUCUUAGGUUUGUUUGCUUGCGUCUGGUUCCUAGUGACUACACCCCUGUUGUCCAAUUAAAUCAGAUUUUCAUUAGGUCACACAACCAACAGUGGUUUGCAAGGGAAAUAUAUAUAACAAUUUAUUGGAGCAAUAGUCAAAGUCGUCCCUGUUUUCUUCCGUUUGGUGUCCAAUGAACACAUUGUUGUUUUCAGGCCUACUACCUCUGCUACAGCCUCCUGGCCCUGGCCAACGAAGCCACCAACUUUGAGUUCUUCCCUUCGGAGCAAAAGAACCAGUUGUUGUUGCUAAGUGCUGAGCUGGAGAAACACAUCAAAAGUGACAUCAGGGAGAGUGAGAAGAUGCUGUACAGGAGCAAGGUAUGUGGUCACUUCUUCCGUAUAGACAACAUUUCUAUGGGAACUGUAAUCCACAUAAAUGCAUUAAUGAUGAUAUGAUCUCUCUGGUUAAACGGCUCUUAACCCCCCUCGUUCUCUCUCCCUCUCUCCUCCUCUUCCUCUCUCUCCGCACUCUCUUCGUCAUCCACCCCACCUCUCGCUCUCUCUUCCUCAUCGCUCACUCUUUCUCCCUCUAGGUGAAGGACUUUGUGGCCAGGAUCUACACCAAGUGGCAGGUGCUGGUCCAUAGAACCAGGCCUCUCCAGGUAGACAUGCAUAGAGAGAUACAGUACAGCUACAGUAUGUAAAGCCAUAACUAGAUGUGUGUGUGUGUGUGUGUGUGUGUGUGUGUGUGUGUGUGUGUGUAGAUAGAUAUGCAUAUGUGUGUGUAUAUAUAUAUAUGUGUGUGUAGUUAGUUCGGGGAAGUACUGCCAGGGCAACUAGUAUCGCAGAGCUGUGAUUUAAUGCUGUGUAUUUAUUAUUGCAUAGUAAAACUGUUGUAAUAAUGUUAUGUUUAUUCCCUACAGGGUAAACUGUAGUAAUAUGUUUGAUAGCAAUGUGAUUUGUUUUAUAGUAAUUAAAUGUGUGUGUUGCCUCCAGGGUAAACUGUAUGACUACUGGCAGCCUCUGCCUGAGGAUGCUGUGAGCAGCAGCCAGGAGAGCCAACACUUCCACAGGGAGAGAGAAGUGGCGGAAGAGAGAGGGGAAAGGGUCAUGGAGGUGGAAGGAGAAGAGGAUGAGGGGGACGAGGUAGGACAAGACGGAGAGGGACAAGACAAGGAGGAGAGGACACCAGAAAAGCACUAUGCCAUGGAGGAAGCUGAGGAACGAAAGGACAUUCAGGGAGAGGAGGAAGACUAACUUCUAAAGAUGGAGGAGAUGGAUGAGAUGGAUGAGGUGGAUGAGGUGGAGGAGAUGGAGGAGGU
Molecule: messenger RNA, 19608 nt
Organism: Coregonus sp. 'balchen'
Lineage: Eukaryota; Metazoa; Chordata; Actinopteri; Salmoniformes; Salmonidae
Source: the annotation of a GenBank genome assembly